Molecule: messenger RNA, 769 nt
Organism: Galeopterus variegatus (Sunda flying lemur)
Lineage: Eukaryota; Metazoa; Chordata; Mammalia; Dermoptera; Cynocephalidae
Product: potassium channel subfamily K member 5-like
Exons: 7
Biological process (GO): stabilization of membrane potential; potassium ion transmembrane transport
Cellular component (GO): membrane
Molecular function (GO): potassium ion leak channel activity
Source: RefSeq, a predicted model, not a curated record
AUGUCAGAUAGCAAUGAGUGCAGAGAAGUGAGGGCUGGAGGGGCCCAGGUGUUUACUGUUUUAGAUGUGGGGGCCUCUGAGAAGGAGAUGUUUGAGUCCCAGCAUCUGCCCCCAGACACCCGCUCCUUCACUGUGGAGACAGAGCUCAGUGAGCUGGGCCUGCAGCUGGCGCAGUCCCAGCAUCUGCCCCCAGACACCCGCUCCUUCACUGUGGAGACAGAGCUCAGUGAGCUGGGCCUGCAGCUGGCGCAGGUAGUAUCUGAUGCUGCAGGACAGGGUGUGGCCAUCACAGGGAACCAGACCUUCAACAACUGGAACUGGCCCAAUGCAAUGAUUUUUGCAGCCACAGUCAUCACCACCAUUGGCUAUGGCAAUGUGGCUCCCAAGACCCCCGCUGGUCGCCUCUUCUGUGUCUUCUAUGGUCUCUCCGGGGUGCCGCUCUGCCUGACAUGGAUCAGUGCCCUGGGCAAGUUCUUCGGGGGACGUGCCAAGAGUCUGGGAAGGUUCCUCACCAAGAGAGGCGUGAGCCUGCGGAAGGCACAGAUCACAUGCACGGCCAUCUUCAUCCUGUGGGGCGUCCUGGUCCACCUGGUGAUCCCACCCUUCGUGUUCAUGGUGACUGAGGAGUGGAAUUACAUCGAGGGCCUCUACUACUCCUUCAUCACCAUCUCCACCAUCGGCUUUGGUGACUUUGUGGCCGUUUCAGGUCAGCAGACCUUUGCUGGGGCCCCUGGUAGGCGAUCGGUGUUCUGGGCACUUCGCCCACCCG